AUGGAGAGCCUGACAGGGAAAGCUGCUGCUGUACAUUCGAUAGAGUGCGGCGAAGAAGCAGCCAAACAUUUUGCUUUUGACAAGGAAUACAUCAAUCUCAAUCAUGGCUCAUACGGCACUCAUCCCAUCGAGGUCAGGACAGUCCACCGCAAGUAUCAGGACCGGGCAGAAGCAAGACCAGAUACAUUCGUUCGAUACGAGUUCCGCACACAUCUGCUCGACGAAGCAAGACAGGCUAUCGCAGACUAUGUGCAUGCCCCUGUCGAAACAUGCGUCCUGGUACCCAACGCAAGCACUGGCAUUGAUACCGUGUUACGAAACAUGGUUUUCGAGCCCUUCGAUGCUGUAAUAUGUUUUUCGACGAUAUACCCAGCGUUCAUGAACACAUUGGAGUACUUGACAGAAAGAGACGAGUUCAGCAUAUACAAGAUUACGCAUGUGCUUCCCCUCUCCGACGAUGAGAUCUGUAGUGACUUCGAAAGAGUGCUGGAAACAAUCAGGAUGGAUGGCAAGAGAGCUAGACUUGCGAUAUUCGACACCAUAAGCUCCCUCCCAGCCAUCCGCAUGCCCUUCGAACGCCUCACCGAGAUCUGCAGAGCUAAUGCUAUUCUAUCAUGUAUUGACGGAGCGCAUGGAGUCGGUCAACUCUCUCUCAACCUCGCCAAACUCGAUCCAGAUUUUUUCGUCAGCAAUUGUCACAAGUGGCUGUUUACUCCUCGGGCUUGCGCUGUCUUAUACGUACCGAUACGAAACCAACAUCUGAUUCGCUCAACCAUUCCCACCGGGUUCAACUUCUUGAAAGAGGAGAGGGCCGACCAGACCAACAACUUCGUCGCAAACUUGGCAGCUGUGGCCACCAGUGACGAUACACCAUAUCUCUGUAUCCGUGCAGCAUUGGAGUGGCGUAAGCGCAUCACCUGGAGAGACAAAAGUGGCGAAGAAGCAAUCAUACAGUACAACAACAAUCUCGCGCGAGAAGGCGGCAGGCUGGUGGCACAGAUGCUAGGCACAGAGGUCAUGGACAACGCAGAGUGUACCCUUGGAGAUUGUGCCAUGACAAAUGUACGCCUACCCGUCAACACAGGAGGAAAACUCAUUCGGGACCUUGAGCAUCGAAUCAAUAAGACGAUGAACAUCAGUUACAACAUUGCGGUCAAUGCAUAUGCAUAUGAGGGGAAGUUCUGGGUGAGGUUGAGUGCGCAAGUGUAUCUUGAGAUGAAGCACUUUGAGGCCGCAGGACUUGCGCUCAAGCAGAUUUUUGCCAAUCACGUCGUGAAUUGA
Aureobasidium namibiae CBS 147.97 is the source of this 1281-nucleotide messenger RNA. Its product is annotated as PLP-dependent transferase. The coding region runs from base 1 to 1281 and encodes 426 amino acids. The transcript is spliced from 2 exons. The record is from RefSeq and is a predicted model, not a curated record. Lineage: Eukaryota; Fungi; Ascomycota; Dothideomycetes; Dothideales; Saccotheciaceae.